CGCUCAUCUGCGCCGAUUUCCAAAUUUCAAUCCCCCACGAGCUCUACUUCAACCGUCCAAACCGUCUAAUCUCCGAAAGACACGUCAAAGUUUUACGUGUCUCAACAAUUUGCCUCCACCCAAUAUCAAUUAUAUGAUAUACCAUUUUGAUAAAGUGGCCCUUUACUAUGUCUGUUACCUCAAGUAGAGCAUAACCUACUGAAUAAUCUAAUACACUUUCUUGUGCACUUCCAUUUAUUAAUCUAAUGUUGCCAUAUAUUUUGCUAACUAUUUUAGUCCUCCAGGGCAUUUAUGCGGGUCCUGAGGAAGAACACGGUGUUAAAUAUGCAAGUAAAUGUGAAGUUUGUAAAGUCCUGGCUCUUGAGCUUGAAUCUAGGCUCAAUGAAACUGGUAAGAGUCACGAUGUCCUGGAACUCGGAUACUCCCUGGAUGAUGUAGCACCGAAGAAGAAAAAGGAGUACAGGAAGUCGGAAUUGAGAUUAGUAGAAUCUCUGGAGAACGUCUGUGAGAGAAUUCUUCAAUACAACGUUCACAAAGAACGCCACGAUAGCACCAGAUUCGCAAAAGGAAUGAGUCAAACAUUCCAGACGCUUCACGGUCUAGUGGACAAAGGAGUCAAAGUGGAUUUGGGAAUACCAUAUGAACUCUGGGACUCGCCUUCCGCGGAAAUUACAGAUAUGAAAACUAAGUGCGAAGAUUUAUUAGAGAAUUAUGAGACUGAUAUUGAAGUCUGGUAUUAUCUCAGUCCUGAGGAGAAACCUUCAUUGGGAACGUACUUAUGUGCGGAGAGAGCGCUGAGCAAUGAGGACGCCUCGUGUUUGAGAGAAAAGGGAGACGUAGGUGCCUUGAAAAUUGAGGGAGACAAGCCAAAGAAGAAGGAACAGAACGAUAAAAUGAAGAAAAAAAAGUCAGAAAAGAAAGCAAAGGCCAAUAAACAAGAACUCUAAUACGAUUCUGCAAUUCACCGAAAAAAUCCAACACAUUAUGGAACUUGAGAGAAACCUAUUCUUGACAAUAAUCGAAGAUUAUUCUUUUUCC
Fopius arisanus is the source of this 1038-nucleotide messenger RNA. RefSeq names its product protein canopy b (gene CNPYb). The record is from RefSeq and is a predicted model, not a curated record. The coding region runs from base 246 to 947 and encodes 233 amino acids. The transcript is spliced from 5 exons. Lineage: Eukaryota; Metazoa; Arthropoda; Insecta; Hymenoptera; Braconidae.